This is a messenger RNA of Rhopalosiphum maidis (corn leaf aphid), 3073 nucleotides long. RefSeq lists its product as uncharacterized. Bases 308 to 1840 code for a protein of 510 amino acids. The transcript is spliced from 8 exons. The record is from RefSeq and is a predicted model, not a curated record. NCBI's taxonomy places the organism in Eukaryota, Metazoa, Arthropoda, Insecta, Hemiptera, Aphididae.
ACUCAAACUCAACUCGUAGUAGGUGCCAGUGUCGUGUACUACACAUUCGUUCUAUACUUUUCUUUCAUCAAAACAAUACGGAUUGUUGACCAUUCUAAAUUCUAAUCUCUACAAUAGAGACUUUAUUCUAUGAUUGUUUCAGUGUUGUGUAUGUUCUUGUAUUAAUUAUUGAGUAAUUAACAUAAAUUGUUUGCUUGUUUUUUAAAAUUGUUUUACCUAUUUAACAUUUUUAAAUAUCACUACAUCUAAAAAUUAAUUUGUUUUCUUUAAAUUUCUCGAGAUCAUUGUUCUGAAUGCGCCGUUAGUUAUGAUAGGGAAAUCGAAAUGGUAUUUAGUGUUUACAAUCUUAUUUUGGAGUCGCACGGAUGUUGAUGGUUAUCAACUAAUACUGAACAAUAACAGUCCUGUAACCACCGGUUCAACAGUCACCCUGAAUGCCACAGUUGUCGAUGACAAUGGUGUUUGUGCUAAGGGAAAUCUGUUGUUUUCCUAUGAAGAUGAUGCAUUUCCAAAGCAUAUAUUGGAGACAAAGAUAAAAAAUUGUGUGGCAAUAUUCUACAUAGCAUUUGAUACAACAACUGGACCUUCAAAUUAUAGAUAUAAAGUAGAAGUUAAACAGGAAUUACUUCCUUUCAUCUUUCAUCCAAUUACUAGUGGUCGUGGCCAGUUAAUUGUUACAGAAAAUUUGAAUGGUGUACUUCAACUAUUUCAAAAUAAUACAAAUAUUUCAAAAAAUUCUCCACGAACUAUUUAUGUGUCAACUAAUUUAGAAACUGUUCACCAAGUUGAAAUCAAUACCGCCGAUUUAGAUUAUCUUAAUAAAAGUGCCAAUUCAACCUCUGUUUACUGGUUUGUUGAUUGUAUCUACCAAGAAAAUACAACAAGUUAUACAUUUUCUAGUAAUUAUACUGAACCAGGCAUUCAGCAUGAAAUACUUGGCAUUGUAGUAGCCAAUAUUCCCUCAUCUAUACCUAUAACUACACCUACACCAAUAGUAUCUACUACCACAGUCAAUCCAAAUAAUUCUACUUCUACUAUUAAUUCUACUAUUGAUGCUACUAUAUCUACGCCUUCUACCACUAAAGCACCUUCUAAAACUGAUGUUAUAUUUUCUCAUCAUAUAAUCAAUUCGACUUUUACUUCAGACUGUGAACAAAAAAAUCAGUUUGAAUUAUUAUUAUCUGCAGUUUCUUUAAAAGAUCAACAAAAAUAUGGAUAUUUUAGUCGUUCUGUGCUUGCCAAAGAUCCAAUUGCAAAUGUUAAGACUCAAGGAAAAGUUUGGAUACAAGAAGGAGAAAUGUUAAAUCUUCUGGUAAACUGUAAUGGUAGUGGCCCCUUCCGCUAUUGUGCACAUUAUGUUCAAGGACCUUAUAAUGAAACUAGUAAUGAUUCUUGUAUACCGGACAGAAAUUUAGUGCAGUGUCAAAUGCAAUUUGUACAUUAUUUCCGUGAGCCUACCAAUUAUACACUAAUUGUAAAUUUGGCUAAUGAUGUUUCAAAAGUCGUAACACCUAUUGGAAUUAAUAUUUAUAAAGUACAAAAACAACCACAAAUAUCUGUCAUUGUUGUACCAGUAACUUUCAGUUCAAUUGCAGUAAUAAUUGUUGUGUUUGGAAUAGCUUAUUACUUUCAAAACAGAUCGAGGUAUAUGGUAGAAGUAGCAGAUUUUGAUUUUGCCAAUAACUCGGACAUGGAAUACAAAACAUUUAGAGAGCGGUUACGUGAUGCUAUAAGCCAAGCAAUUAACCGUACUCAAGAUUAUUCAGAGUAUGAUGGCAGUGAAGAACAAAUUGGUAAUUUGGCUACACCCCAAAAUCAAAAAUAUGGUAGUAUGCAAUGACCAAGCACUGUAGUCGGUCCAAACAGAUGUAAUGUCUAAAUGACUAUACAUUGGACUGGCAAAUAAAUAUAUUUUACAGUGUGAUUUUUUUGUUGCUGUUCCUUAAAAAAAAAAAAAAUAUGAUUAACAGAUAUAACUUUUUGGCAUUCCAAAUAUUUAAAUUUAAAUUUAUAAUGUAGAGUUUUUGUACACAGUAUAUUAUCAUGUUUAUGGAGACUUGUAUAUUAAUAUCAAUAAUCAUCACAUUUCAAUAAUUUAAACAAUUGGAGUCUUAGCAUUUAUCUAUGUUUAGAUUUUCAAUAGUAAAUAAGACUUAAGUUAUACAUGGAAUAACUACAAUAAUUUGUAUUUGAUUAUAAUACAUUUUUUUUAUUUAGCAUUUAAUUUUUAUUAUUGUACAAUUUUAGUAAUAAUCUUACCAAGUUUAAACAUUAUCUGUAUUCUUCUUGAAAUUCUUUUAAAUUACUCCAUGUAUUCCAUUAAUUUAUUUAGUUGUAAAUAAUGUAUAAGUAUUGUAAAUUAUUAUAUUUACAUUUUACUUCUCAACUUUCACUUUCAUCAUAAACUAGAACUCUUAUAAUACAUGUACACAGUAAACAACCGUGGUUUUUCCCAUUUUUUUUUUGUGUUAACCUUACAGUGAAAUGGAAACUCAGUAGCUCAUUUGUACAUAUUAAAAUAUUGUUAUUAAUUAAAGCCAAUUAAUCUUAAAUAUCGGAUGAUGGCAAUUGAUAUAUUAUUAUUUUAUUUAUUUGUAUUCAUAAUGUUUUAUACAACGAAUGAUAAAUAUAUAUACAGUAGGAUCUUGAUAAUCCAAACAUGGGUUAGUCCAAAUGGGCUUGAGAUUUAUUGCAUCACUAUAAUUAGAUAUAUAUUUUUUCGUAGACCUACACAAUAAUAAUAAUAUUGAUACAUGCGUUGACGUACAUUGCAUGCGUACGUCAUCUAGAUAUGAUCAUAGAUAAUUUGAACAAAUUAAUAAUGCGAAUAACUGCUUUCCCCAAUACCAUUCAGAUUUUUGAGACUACUGUAAAUAUAUAAAUAUAAUAAUUGUUAUUUUUUAAUUUAGUGGUUUACUUAAGUAACGUAUCUCGAGACAUUUUGAACUAAUGACAAUAUCUAAUAUCUAUGUGUUAUUAAAUUUAAACGUUUUUAAUCGUACAAAUUAUUUUUACCUCAAUACAUAAUAUUAUUAAAUUCAAUUUUUUUGUUCAUGUUCUUCGGUAUCACAAA